Messenger RNA from Culex pipiens pallens (northern house mosquito), 2049 nucleotides. Its product is annotated as phosphoribosyl pyrophosphate synthase-associated protein 2. Bases 340 to 1470 code for a protein of 376 amino acids. The record is from RefSeq and is a predicted model, not a curated record. NCBI's taxonomy places the organism in Eukaryota, Metazoa, Arthropoda, Insecta, Diptera, Culicidae. The transcript has 4 exons. Gene Ontology annotation, cellular component: cytoplasm; ribose phosphate diphosphokinase complex. Gene Ontology annotation, biological process: purine nucleotide biosynthetic process; 5-phosphoribose 1-diphosphate biosynthetic process. Gene Ontology annotation, molecular function: magnesium ion binding; ribose phosphate diphosphokinase activity.
CUCCAAAGUUUGCUCUCUCUGUGCGUGUGUGUUAUCGUUUUGGUCGUCGUUUUGGUUAAGUCGCACAUUCCAUCUGUCGUCGUCGUGUUUUGAACGUGUUUAGAGAUUCCAAAGUUGCAUUUUUUUUUCUCGAGUCCGAGUGGUCCAGAUUUCACGACUUCUACGGCAGUGCGUAAGAUCUGUCAAGUGGAACCUCCGCCCGCUUGUGCCGGAGUCGCUAAUUGAAUUAUAUAAGUAAACGUAGACGGUGCUAGAGAUUCCCUUCCCAAAAGAAACAUUGAGAGAUAUCGCGCUACCGCUGCCUCAAGCUAAGCUCCAGAGGAAGACCGCAAAAGUACGAUGCUUCUGAACCGAAAUAAAUUUGGGGGCUUCCGACCGGCCAAGAUCUUGAAGCAGGAAAAGAUGGACGCUCCCAUCACAUCGGACAUCGUCAUCAUCAACGGGAACUCCCAUCCGGAUUUGGCGAACCUGAUUGCGAGUCGCCUGGGCGUCAAAAAUGGCGGCUGCUCUGUCUACCACAAGACGAACCGGGAAACCAUGGUCGAGAUCGGCGAUUCCGUGCGCGGCAAGGACAUCUACAUCAUCCAAACCGGAACAAAGGACGUCAACAACAACAUCAUGGAGCUGCUGAUCAUGGCGUACGCGUGCAAAACCUCGUCGGCCAAGUCGAUCGUGGGCGUCAUUCCGUACCUGCCGUACUCGAAGCAGUGCAAGAUGCGCAAACGGGGCUGCAUCGUGUCGAAGCUGCUGGCCCGGAUGAUGUGCACCUCGGGGCUGACCCACAUCAUCACGAUGGAUCUGCACCAGAAGGAGAUUCAGGGCUUCUUCGACUGUCCGGUGGACAACCUGAGGGCGUCGCCGUUCUUGCUGCAGUACAUCCAGGAGAGCAUUCCUGACUACAGGAACUCGGUGAUUGUGGCCCGCAAUCCCGGGUCGGCCAAGAAGGCCACGAGCUAUGCCGAGCGGUUGAGGUUGGGAAUUGCCGUGAUUCACGGCGAGCAGAAGGAGUCCGAGACGGACGAGGUCGACGGCAGGAACUCGCCUCCGACGUUGCCCAAGUCGCGCACAAUGGACGUUUCCGGUGGAGUUCCGGUCCAUCCGGCCAAGGAGAAGCCCCCGAUUAACGUGGUCGGAGACGUUGGCGGUCGGAUCGCCAUCAUGGUUGACGACCUGAUCGACGAUGUCCAGUCGUUUGUCGCGGCCGCCGAAGUCCUCAAGGAGAGGGGCGCGUACAAGAUAUACGUCAUGGCCACCCACGGUCUGCUCAGCCAGGACGCGCCCAGACUGAUCGAGGACUCGGCGAUCGACGAAGUGGUCGUCACGAACACCGUUCCGCACGAGAUCCAGAAGAUGCAGUGCCACAAGAUCAAAACCGUCGACAUCUCGGUGCUCAUGUCCGAGGCCAUCCGUCGCAUCCACAACAAGGAAUCGAUGUCCUACCUGUUUAAGAACGUCACCCUGGAGGAUUAGGUUGAACUGUUUUUCUUUUUUAUUAAAUAUCUUUUAAUUUGUCAAUUCUCAAUUGGAAAGCUAGCUGAAAUUAUUAAGCGCCGAAAGCUGAAUUGGAAAACCAAACAAUCGUGAAAGAAUUUAGAAAUCCAUUAAAAAGGGCGCAAAUAUUCGCUGUAAGCAUUUUUAUAAAACAAAAAAAUACACACAAAAAGUAAAAAUUAAGGAUCAAAUCCUAAGAAAUUGCAAAAGCAAAAACAGCAGACCAAAAUAUUUUUGUAUCUUACAAAGCAAAAGAAAAUAGUAUUUGUGAUGGCACCUUUUUGGUAUUUUUCAGUCAGUAAAUAUUCACACACUUAUGUGUGGUAAAGUCGCUUUCCAGUCAGCAGUGCUUAGAGAAAUAGUGUCCAGAUACUACCAACUUAUCUCGAUUUUAAACCCUACUUUCAACAGCAAAAACAGUUGGUUUAUGAGUUCAGUACAAGCAAGCAAAAUAUCACACUGAGGUAUAUACAGAAUGAUUUCCUUCUUUUAUAAUCGUUAGAGCUAGAACGGAUGAUGAAUAAAUAUGAAAUAAUAAAAUAAAUGCUUAUAUUAAAA